AUGUUAGAGUUAUUGAAAUGCAGAACGAAAUAUGUUGAUGGAAAUAAUGAUAGCUAUAAAUUGUUGUGGAAUAAUUUAUCUCUGUCAAAGCAAGCGACAUUCAACAUCAAAAGACUUCCUACAUUAGAUCUAGCACACAAUCCAGAAGAAAGUAAUAAACUUUCUAUAUUGCUUACAAAACGGUCAGAUGCAAUUGACGAAGCUCAGAGAAUUCACAUGAAUAUUUUCAAGUCCCUGUUGGGCGGGUAUAAAUAUGCAAUGCUAUUCGAUUAUUCUCACUCGGAAAACAAAGGUGACUCGGCAAUUACUGUUGGAGAAACAUUGCUUUUGAGGAAACUCAAAAUCGAAAUUGUGUUUGUAUGUAAAAUUCAUUGCAUAGAUUAUCAACUAGACAGAGCCCAUAACAUCAGUAAAAAUUAUACAAGUAAAGAUCUUGUCGUUCUUUUUCAUGGUGGCGGAAAUGUCAUUGGUUGGCCUUUGUCAGACGUUUCUCGUGGUAAACAAAUAAAACGAUUCAUGCAGUUCAACAUUCUCAUGUUUCCACAAAGUAUUUUGAUAAUGGGACCAGAUUCUCACAUAAAGUUCUGCCAAAAAAUAUAUGCUUCUCAUCCGAGACUUACCUUUCUAUGGCGAGAUAAGGUGUCUUUCGAUCUUGGCAAGAAGCUCUUCCCUAACGUACGGUCGAUAUUAUCACCAGAUAUUGCCUACCAGAUCGGUUUCGUUCCUCGUUUCAUGCAACCAACGUUUGAUAUACUUUGGAUAAAGCGCACCGAUAAAGAGUCUACACACUACAAAUACACUGCAGCACCGAAAGGAUAUCGUAUCCAUGUUUCUGAUUGGUUAAUGUGGAAAACCCGCGCGGGACUCGCCAAUGGAGGACUCGUUUCUUAUGACAACCAAUGGAAUGAUGUUUUUUACAGAGAGGUCGAGUAG
This is a messenger RNA of Ruditapes philippinarum (Manila clam), 933 nucleotides long. RefSeq lists its product as uncharacterized. NCBI's taxonomy places the organism in Eukaryota, Metazoa, Mollusca, Bivalvia, Venerida, Veneridae. The transcript has a single exon. Bases 1 to 933 code for a protein of 310 amino acids. The record is from RefSeq and is a predicted model, not a curated record.